Messenger RNA from Grammomys surdaster, 3098 nucleotides. It is a transcript of the gene Fubp3, whose product is annotated as far upstream element binding protein 3. Lineage: Eukaryota; Metazoa; Chordata; Mammalia; Rodentia; Muridae. The record is from RefSeq and is a predicted model, not a curated record. Gene Ontology annotation, cellular component: nucleus; cytoplasm. Bases 20 to 1729 code for a protein of 569 amino acids. The transcript has 19 exons. Gene Ontology annotation, biological process: regulation of gene expression. Gene Ontology annotation, molecular function: mRNA binding.
GGUGGCGGUGGGGUUGGCCAUGGCGGAGCUGGUGCAGGGGCAGAGCGCUCCGGUGGGCAUGAAGGCUGAGGGCUUCGUGGAUGCCCUGCACCGGGUCCGGCAGAUUGCUGCUAAAAUAGAUUCAAUUCCUCACUUGAAUAAUUCCACACCCCUGGUGGACCCCUCCGUGUACGGAUAUGGAGUACAGAAGCGGCCUCUGGAUGAUGGAGUAGGUAACCAGUUAGGGGCCUUGGUACAUCAAAGGACAGUAAUAACAGAAGAAUUCAAAGUCCCUGAUAAAAUGGUUGGAUUUAUUAUUGGCAGGGGAGGUGAGCAGAUUUCACGAAUUCAAGCAGAAUCUGGGUGCAAAAUUCAAAUUGCCUCAGAGAGUUCUGGGAUUCCAGAGAGGCCCUGUGUACUUACCGGAACCCCAGAAAGUAUUGAACAAGCCAAACGGCUCCUGGGGCAGAUUGUGGACCGAUGUCGAAAUGGGCCUGGCUUUCACAACGAUAUAGAUGGCAACAGCACAAUCCAGGAGCUUCUUAUCCCUGCGUCUAAAGUGGGGCUGGUCAUCGGCAAAGGAGGGGAAACAAUCAAGCAAUUGCAGGAGCGGACAGGUGUGAAAAUGGUCAUGAUCCAGGACGGCCCGCUGCCUACAGGAGCAGACAAGCCUCUCCGCAUCACUGGAGAUCUGUUUAAAGUGCAGCAAGCAAGAGAAAUGGUCCUGGAGAUCAUCCGAGAGAAAGAUCAGGCUGACUUCCGGGGCGUGCGCAGCGAUUUCACCUCCCGAGCGGGAGGAGGUAGUAUAGAGGUGUCUGUGCCCAGAUUUGUUGUUGGGAUUGUCAUAGGAAGAAACGGAGAGAUGAUUAAGAAGAUCCAGAAUGACGCUGGCGUGAGGAUCCAGUUCAAACCAGACGAUGGGAUUAGUCCAGAAAGAGCAGCGCAGGUCAUGGGCCCUCCAGAUCGGUGUCAGCAUGCAGCUCGAAUCAUCAAUGAGCUCAUCCUCACGGCACAGGAAAGAGAGAUCCUUGGAGGCCUCGCGGUAGCAAGAGGAAGAGGCCGAGGCCGCGGCGACUGGAGUGUGGGCACUCCUGGUGGUGUCCAGGAGGUCACAUACACAGUGCCAGCUGAUAAAUGCGGCCUCGUGAUAGGUAAAGGGGGCGAGAACAUCAAAAGCAUCAACCAACAAUCAGGUGCCCAUGUGGAACUUCAGCGGAACCCCCCUCCUAACACCGACCCUAACCUGCGGAUAUUUACCAUCAGGGGUGCUCCUCAGCAGAUCGAGGUGGCCAGGCAUCUCAUAGAUGAGAAAGUUGGCGGUGCCAGCCUUGGAGCCCCUGCGGCCUUCGGACAGAGCCCCUUCAGCCAGCCACCCGCUGCACCGCAUCAAAACACCUUCCCUCCCAGGGGCUUCCCCAACAUCGCUGCUAAAGUUAACGGGAACCCCCACAGCACCCCUGUGAGUGGCCCUCCAGCUUUUCUGACCCAAGGCUGGGGCAGCACUUACCAGGCUUGGCAGCAGCCUACACAACAAGUCCCAAGCCAGCAGAGCCAGCCACAGAACAGCCAGCCCGACUACAGCAAGGCCUGGGAGGACUAUUACAAAAAGCAGAGUCAUACCACCAGUGCUGCCCCACAGGCCAGCUCCCCACCAGACUACACGAUGGCUUGGGCUGAGUACUACAGGCAGCAGGCCGCCUUCUAUGGGCAGACUUUAGGGCAGGCUCAGGCCCACAGCCAGGAGCAGUAGAUGGGCAUCUGCCGCGGCUCUUCCCCGAAAUCAGUGUGAGAGAAACCUGUUUGUUACAGAGAUUUUUAGAUUUGCAAACCUUUCGAUGAAGACCUUUGUUUUGUUCUGUGAAACACUAUAUUUAGAUUAACAGAAAUUUUCUAAAAAUCGGGAAAAUGAGUUACUAAACAUUGCUGGUAAUUUUUGUGUCAUGAUUUCUUUGUAAAUGUGUAAGCUCUGGAGCUCUUGGAGCAAAACCUGCCAGCUCAGGUGCCGAGCUCUCCUCAGAGCCUGGCAGUUAGUUCAUCACGGGAGCUCUCCUCAGAGCCUGCCAUUUCAUAAAUGAUGGGUUUGUCUUGUGUCUUUUUAUUUACAGUUUGGGUGGUUUUUUUGUUGUUGUUAUUGUUGUUGUUGGUUUUUUUUUUUCUCUUUUUUUCUGUUUUUGGUUUUUUUUGGUUUUUGUUACAACAGAAAAAAUGGCUUGGAAGUCUUAGGUGGUAAUGUAACAAAUUCUUUAAAAAAUUUUUAAGCAGUAUUUAAAUAUUCGUAAAUGUAAAUUCAUUAAGUGUUUCACCUCUAAUUUCUCGUAUCUUGGCUGUCUGGUUUUAGUGCAUUUUUUUAAAAAACUGAACUAUUAUGUAUUGUAAUUAAUGAUGUGAAUUUUGAACUGAGACGGGUCCUUGUGUUGUGGGAGGGGUCAUUUGUGGGUUGUGUCAUUUCUAGCGUUUUGAUGGUGAUGCAGAGACGCAGUCUACCUUCUUGUAAGCUGCCUGUUUCCAUUACCCGGGGCAGUUGUGUGUCUAAGACCUCCAAGCUGGUUUUAAAAACAAAAAGCCUUUCUCUAUUCUCAGAAAUAUAAAUACUGUUAUUUUUAAUAUUAAAAAGAAAUUCAAUAUAACUUUUAACAAACACUGUGGACAUUAAACCAUAUAAAAAAAUGUAGUAACUAUUUUUUAAUUCCAGGGUGUUUUUUGCUUUUUCCUUAAAUAUUUUCUUAAUAUUUGUCAAAUUAACUAGGUAAAUAAAUAAAUCUAGUAUUAACCACAGAAUGAGUUAAAUAAUUUUGGUUUAAUGAAAGGGGUAAUAUGAUUUCCAGUGUUUACUGUAGUGUAUCUUGUACAGAUAACAUGUAUUUUUAAACAAAAAACGGAAUUGAAGCUAUUUUUUCUUGCAUUUUGAAUUGACCUGAGGAACAUUCCGUUUGAAACGCGCUUGUUGCAGUUUGCGGUUCUUGUUUUCCUUACAAAGCUUGAAAUGUCUAACUAUUAAAAAGGCAUUGGAAAUGGUAUGCAUGUUGUUGUUUUUUAAAGGUGUUCUUUUUAUUUGACUGACAAUUCAUUUUACACUCUAUAUAAUAAAAUUUCCACAAGAUAUCUUGUGGGCAAAGUGU